Erinaceus europaeus (western European hedgehog) is the source of this 1961-nucleotide messenger RNA. It is a transcript of the gene GARIN3, whose product is annotated as golgi associated RAB2B interactor family member 3. The record is from RefSeq and is a predicted model, not a curated record. The transcript has 2 exons. Bases 104 to 1852 code for a protein of 582 amino acids. Lineage: Eukaryota; Metazoa; Chordata; Mammalia; Eulipotyphla; Erinaceidae. Gene Ontology annotation, cellular component: nucleus.
UGGGAGCAGAGUCCUGCAGGGAGAUGGGCGGUCGCCUUCCCCCGUCUGUCUCUCUCCAGGACUCUGCGUGCGGGGGGCGGAGCGGCCCCGAGCGCCAAGCAACAUGAGCAGCGAGUGUGUGUUACCCUACUACACAGCCCACAGCUACCGCUCCAUGGGCGUGUUCAACACCUCCAUGGGCGACCUCCAGCGGCAGCUCUACAGGGGCGGGGAGUACGACAUCUUCAAGUACGCGCCCAUGUUCGAGAGCGACUUCAUCCAGAUCAGCAAGAAGGGGGAAGUGAUCGACGUGCACAACCGUGUCCGCAUGGUGACCGUGGGCAUCGCUUCCACCAGCCCCAUCCUGCCGCUCCCCGACGUCAUGCUGCUGGCCCGGCCCGCCAAGGUCUGCGAGGAGCACACCGCCCGCCCCCCCAGGCCCCCCAAGGGCAGGGCCCGCAAGCCCGCCAAAGCCCUGGAGCUCACCAGGCUGCUACCCUUGAAGUUCGUCAAGAUCUCCAUCCACGACCGAGAGAAGCAGCAGCUGCGCCUCAAGCUGGCCACUGGCCGCACGUUCUACCUGCAGCUCUGCCCCUCCUCCGACGCCCGCGAAGACCUCUUCUGCUACUGGGAGAAGCUCAUCUACCUCCUGCGGCCACCGGUGGAGAGCUGCAGCAGCACCCCCACAGCCCCCACCCACGACGCCAUCGAAGACAACAAGAGCCUUCUGAGCGCAGACCUGCACGGAGAAGGGGACCAGAAGGAGGGCAGGCACCAUAAGCACCGUGACGUGCAUGGCGUGUCAUCAGCAGCCUACGCAGGGGGAGAAGGCAUCCCACAGUCCCGCCACGCUGUGCCCCCGGGCCCGGGCUCCCUGUCAGGAGGCUUGGCCCUUUCAGGGGCCAGUCCCUCCGGGGCCAUAGCCAUGGCGGGCACCGGCUCCAGCGCAGGCACAGGGGGCGCUGUAAGCCUGGCUGCCAGCAAGGCAGGGGGCCCGGUGAGCGCGUCUCUGGCGGGUGUGCUGACCAGGACCUCAGGCUGCGAGUGCGGCCCGGCCCCGGCCAUCGCGGGUGCCACCAGCCUGUCCUCGGAGCGCGCUGGCCUGGCCUUGGCGGGGACAACCAGCUCCACCUCUUUGGGCGCGUCGUCGGCGGCGACCAGCGCGGCCCAGGGCAGCAGCCUGAGCGUGGUGUUCGCGGGUGCGGUGACCACGGGCGCUGAGGGCCAGUCUCCACCACCGCUGGUGUCCACCCUGCAGAGCGAGGGCUACAUGAGCGAGCGCGACGGGAGCCAACGGGUGCCCCCACCCUGCCCUGAGCCCCGGAAAGACAAGAAGGAGCGAAAGGACAAGAAAGACGACAAGAAGUCCUCCUCCAGGAAGAGCUCCCGCCACCGGAGGGCAGGGGACAGUCACCACCACCGGGGCCGGGGGGACAAGUCCGGCCGCAAGUCAUCAUCCCACCGCUCGCUGUCAGGCCACCACAGCAGCAAGAAAGAAGACAAGAAGGAAAAGAAGCAUAGCACCAGGGACAAAGGACACAGCACUCACAAAAGCACCAGCCACACUUCCACCAGCAAGGAGUCCAGGAUGGGCCACAAAGUGGGCAGGAGCCGCUCUACUAACAGCUCAGGCUCCCUGAGUAAGAAAUCCAGUAAAAUCGGCUCUUUCUUCCGGAGCUUCAAAGCCAGCUCGACCUCGAAGUCACAUGCUACCUCCAAGGACAAAGAGGUGGACAUCGUGGCCAAAUCGGUGGAGACACACAAUGUCAAGGCCAAGAUGGAGAGAACCUCCCCCAACCAAGACAUAGAGAUCUGUGGGUCAGUAACAUCUGAGACAAAGGAGACCAUAGUCUUUGAAGCCAAAUCUGUUUAAGCAGGAGCUUGGGCAGUAAGCCGGGAAGGAGACCCUGUUCCAGGGAACCAGUUGCUCCUAGAGAGUCCAUUUCAGCUGUCUUUAAUAAAAAGGAAACAUACAACUCUAA